Camelus dromedarius (Arabian camel) is the source of this 1700-nucleotide messenger RNA. RefSeq names its product 3 beta-hydroxysteroid dehydrogenase/Delta 5-->4-isomerase. NCBI's taxonomy places the organism in Eukaryota, Metazoa, Chordata, Mammalia, Artiodactyla, Camelidae. The record is from RefSeq and is a predicted model, not a curated record. Gene Ontology annotation, molecular function: 3-beta-hydroxy-Delta5-steroid dehydrogenase (NAD+) activity. Bases 173 to 1294 code for a protein of 373 amino acids. The transcript is spliced from 4 exons. Gene Ontology annotation, biological process: steroid biosynthetic process.
AGUCAGAGCAACAGUGUAUAAAUGUCCAGUCCUGCCCAUAGGAGAUCCAGAGACCAGGACCCAGGCUCUUUCGUCUUGCUUCCGACAGUCUGACAGGGUCGCUUUCUCAUCCAGUCUGCUCCCCAGGGUCUUCUGGUUCCUGGCAAGUGUUUCUCAGAGCUCAGGUUUGGCCAUGUCUGGGUGGAGCUGCCUUGUGACAGGAGGAGGAGGCUUUGUGGGUCAGAGGAUCGUCCGCUUGUUGGUGGAGGAGAAGGAUCUGCAGGAGAUCCGGCUCCUAGACAAAGUCUUCAAAUCAGAAGUUCGAGAGGAAUUUUCUAAGCUCCAGAGCAAGAUCAAGCUGACCAUGCUGGAGGGAGACAUUCUGGAUAAGCAGUGCCUGAAGGACGCCUGCCAGGGCAUCUCAGUGGUCAUCCACACGGCCGCCAUCAUUGACGUCGUGAAUGCCGUGCAGCAGGAGACCAUCAUGAACAUCAACGUGAAAGGUACCCAGCUCCUGUUGGAGGCCUGUGUUCAGGCGAGUGUGCCCAUCUUCAUCUAUACCAGCACCAUAGAGGUGGCUGGGCCCAACUCCUACAAAGAGGUCAUCCAGAAUGGCCACGAAGAAGAGCAUCUCGAAAGCCGAUGGCCCGCUCCAUAUCCACAAAGCAAAAAGCUUGCUGAGAAGGCUGUGCUGGAAGCUAAUGGGUGCGCUCUUAAAAAUGGUGGCACUUUGUACACUUGCUCCUUACGGCCCAUGUAUAUCUAUGGGGAGAGGAGCCCCUUCCUUUCUGGCCACAUAGACUGUGCCCUGAAGAACAAUGGCAUGCUGACAAAUUACGGCAGGUUCUCCGUCGUCAACCCAGUUUAUGUUGGCAAUGUGGCCUGGGCCCAUAUUCUGGCCUUGAGGGCCCUGCGGGACCCCAGAAAGGCCCCAAGCAUCCAAGGACAGUUCUACUACAUCUCAGACGACACGCCUCACCAAAGCUAUGAUGACCUCAAUUACGCUUUGAGCAAAGACUGGGGCUUCCGGCUUGAUUCCAGAAUGAACCUUCCUAUUUCUCUGCAGUAUUGGCUUGCCUUCCUGCUGGAAAUGGUGGGCUUCUUGCUUAGUCCAAUUUACAAAUAUAAGCCCACCUUCAGCCGCCACCUCGUGACACUAUCAAACAGUGUGUUCACCUUCUCCUAUAAGAAAGCUCAGCGAGAUCUGGGGUAUGAACCCCUCUUCACGUGGGAGGAAGCCAGCCAGAAUACCACGGAGUGGGUUGGCUCCCUGGUGAGACAGCACAGGGAGACCCUGAAAACAAAGACUCACUGAUCUGGGGGCGACAACAAUGUGGUUGUGCAUAUUGCUAGAUGUCUGUCAAGCUCUCUCCUCCGGCUUCCUACAGAAAGUAACACAGAUACAGGCCCGGAUACUACGGCCUCCCUUUUACAAGAUGGCCAUCUUACUGUCUCACUCCCGCCACCAGAAACCUUCUCAGCCACUGGCCCCGCCAGGAGAUUUCUGCCCUACCUGCUCUUUAGAGGACAGACAAGGUGAUUUGCUGUCGUUGCUGGUCCUAAAGUCUCAGUUGCUAAUUCUGAGCUAUCUGGGCUACUUUUCACUGAGAGUUUUGCCUGUUGAUUCCAUUUUCUUUGGUAAAUGCAAAAGCAUUUCUUUUGAAAGUUCGUAUUCCUUCACACAGCUCAAUGAAAAUAAAUGUUUUAAUGGCUUAUCAGGA